Messenger RNA from Hippocampus zosterae (dwarf seahorse), 1734 nucleotides. Its product is annotated as probable glutamine--tRNA ligase. Gene Ontology annotation, cellular component: cytosol; cytoplasm. Gene Ontology annotation, biological process: glutaminyl-tRNA aminoacylation; translation. Gene Ontology annotation, molecular function: glutamine-tRNA ligase activity; ATP binding. The transcript has a single exon. The record is from RefSeq and is a predicted model, not a curated record. Lineage: Eukaryota; Metazoa; Chordata; Actinopteri; Syngnathiformes; Syngnathidae.
AUGAACAAGGCCAAGGAGGGCAUUCCCUUCGUCGAUGGCAAGCUGUUCAAUGAGGAAUUCAAUGCCUUCCUCCUGGAGGUGUUGGGGCCUGAGACUGAGGCGGAUAAGGCGGCCAGGAAGGGCAAAAAGGAGGAGAAGGUCGUCAAGGACAUUGAGGACUUGAUGCCUCGCGACAUGCUCGAAGCCAAGAAUAACAAGGAAUCGCUGGCCCUCCGGACUGACAAGUUCGGGGAGGGCGUGCUGACCCGCUUCCCGCCCUAGCCGAACGGCUUCCUCCAUAUCGGCCAUGCGAAGGCGAUCCGCUUCAACUUCUAGAUCGCAAAGAAGCACGGCGGCAAAUGCUACCUGCGCUUUGACGACACCAACCCGGACCGCGAGGACAUCGACUUCAUCAACAUGAUCAAAGAGAACAUCGCGUUCAUGGGCUACGAGCCCUGGAAAGUCACCUUUUCCUCGGACUACUUCGGGGAGAUCUACGAGCUGACUGAGAGGCUGAUACAGAUGGGCCAUGCGUUCAUGUGCCACGAGAGUCAGGAGGUGCAGCGCUAGAAGAGGAGGCUCGGCUAGCCCUCCCUCUACCGGGACCGCUCUCCCGAGGAAAACCUGGAGCUGUUCCGAAAGAUGCGGGACGGAGGGUUCAAGGAAGGCGAGGCGUGCCUGCGGGGGAAGAUUGAUUACAAGCAUCCGAACACGACCAUGCGAGACCCCGUGAUCUACCGGAUAAAGUUCAAAGAGCAUCCCAAGACCGGCAGCAAGUGGUGCAUCUACCCCAUGUACGACUACACCCACCCCAUCUGCGACUCCUUGGAGGGCAUCUCCCACUCCCUCUGCACCCUGGAGUUCGAGAUCCGCAGGGAGCUGUACUACUGGCCGCUGCAGGUGCUGAACCUCUACCGGCCCACUGUCUGGGAAUACUCUCGGCUCAACAUCUCCUACAACAUCAUGUCCAAGCGCAAGAUCGAGAGGCUUGUCGCGGAGGGGCUGGUCGACGGCUGGGCUGACCCCCGGCUGUUCACCGUCGAGGGCAUGCGCCGCAGGGGCAUCAGGGUCCAGGCCAUCAAGCGUUUCUGCGAGGAGGUCAGCGUCACCCGUCGCGGCAACGAAAAUGUCAUCGCCAUCGAGCUGUUCGAAAACAUCGUCAGGAAGGAUCUGGACGACCUCUGCCCCCGCAACUUUGCGAUCACUGAUCCUGUCCGCCUCGUGAUCACCAACCUCCCCGAGCCCCUGCAGGUGGAGUGCCCCAACUUCCCCAAGAACAAGGCUCUUGGCAGCCACGUGCUCACACUCACCGAGUAGCUGUUCGUGGAGCGUGCGGAUGUGAGGUUUGAAGACGACCCGAAUUUCUUCGGCAUUGCGCCAGGAAAGUUCGUGGGGUUGAAGUACUCCGGGGUCUUGAAAAUCCUGGAGGUCAAGAAAGAUGAGGCCGGAGAGGUGAUGGUGAAGGCCGAGCUGACCAAAGAGGCAAAACCAAAGUCAUACCUGCACUGGCUUUCCCUGCAAGACUCAGUCCCAGCAGAGUUCAAAAUCUACGACCGGCUCUUCACUGUGCCAAACCCCGCUUCCCUGGACAAGCCGUAGACCGGGAUCAACCCGACCUCCCUGGUGCUAAGGAAGGGGAUGGUCAGCAAGUCGGCCCUGGAGCACGAGCGCGUGCAGUUCGAGAGGCUCGGCUUCUACCUGCAGGACAGGGAGGCCUGCUCGUGGAGCCGUAUCAUCGGACUGGCCUCGGAGUAG